This is a messenger RNA of Haliotis rubra (blacklip abalone), 406 nucleotides long. Its product is annotated as thioredoxin-like. The transcript is spliced from 6 exons. Gene Ontology annotation, molecular function: protein-disulfide reductase activity. Lineage: Eukaryota; Metazoa; Mollusca; Gastropoda; Lepetellida; Haliotidae. The record is from RefSeq and is a predicted model, not a curated record. The coding region runs from base 56 to 367 and encodes 103 amino acids.
AGAAAACUAGGUCGACACAGGCGGACGCAGAACGAGUAUCAGAAGUGAAAGAACGAUGCAGAUUCUUAAAACAAAGGCUGGGUUCGACGAGGCUCUGGCAUCCAAUUCAGGCUUGGUCGUCGUCGACUUCUCGGCUGACUGGUGUGGUCCGUGCAGAGUGAUAAAACCUACACUUGAGACGAUGGAGAAGAAAUACCCAAACGUUGCGUUCUUCAUGGUCAAUGUGGACGAAAAUUCGGAAACUGCCGAGAAGUGCGACAUUCAAGGUUUGCCGACGUUCAAGUUUUACAAGAACGGAACAGAAGUGGACACACUGGUUGGUGCAAGCGAAAGUUUUCUCGAGGACAAGAUAAAGCGCAACCAGUAACCUGUAAUUUCGGUGAAUAAAGCUGUCUUCUGAAACUGA